UGGUGGGGUGCAGCGUCUUUGACUGCAAACCCCAAACCCACGUCCACAACAUGAAUCCGACAAAGUCAAAUUCCACGUAUUUAACUAAACGACCGUGCUUGACGCCAGCCCUAGUUUGGACGGCCGGGAUGCGAGGGCGGCAUUUUGGGGACCUGCCGUUUUGGGACGGCGGCAGCGCAAGAAAGAAAGAAGGCCAGAUCUUUCACAACAACAAACAAGCUUUGUAGGUUUUUCCCCCUCUCUUUUCUUUUCUAGCUAUUCUCCUUCUCUAGUGGCAUCGCAUCGCAUUCAAGAGAUGGAUGGAUUUUAUUGCCCGAGAGGAGCGCCCGUGAUUGCGAGAGCGAGAGGUAAGCGCGGGCGAUCGAUCAAGUGGGAUUGAUUGAUUGCGGCACAGGCAGCGGGCGCGCAAGCGACCGCCUCACGAGAGAUCCUGCGCGUGCUUUGCAGGAUCUUGGAUCGCUCGCGACAUGAUCUCGACGAGUGUGAGGUGAUUCGCGUAUGGGCGAAAAUAUUUGGGAGAUUGCCCCAUCUUUUAUGCACGUUUUCUUCGGACCUCGCUUUCAUUCCUUCUAAUUUCUUGGAGCAUCCACCGGUAUUCUUUGCUUCUCCGAUUUGCGCGGCGCAUUCGCGAUGGAGAAAUGUGGAUGGUGUGGGCUGGAUUCACUCGAGAACACGGCAGCAGCACUGUGAGAUGAUGAAUGGAUUUGGAUGAUUGUACUCGAGAGGAGGAGAAUCACGAGCGGCACCACCAACAGCCAGAGAAUGCUUGGCCGCAACAAUCAUGGAUGCUGCUACGACUGGUGAGUGUGACCCCGUCAUAGCCUCUAGUCAACACUACUGGAAGAGGAACUCUCGAGUAAGUUGCAGUACUAGUGGUGGUCCUCCAUGGUUUCUUCCGUGAAAGACAAGCAGCCGGCACAGGACCCGGGCUCUCCGUCUCAGUCGGUCUCGGAUUCAGGCAGCUCGCCGUGUCACCGGACGAGCUUGGAUCAGCGAGCUUCCACGAUCGCUGGCCUGCAAAACUUGGAACUGGAGAAGACGAGUGGAUCCUCCCCGGAGGCGGAUAAGGCCGCGGGAGACGAAAAGAAGAAGAAGAAGAGACGGAGGAGCGGGGGAGGAGCAGUGGCUCAAAAGUCUCCGGAUCAGCAGCAGGAUCUCGGCGAUGGUGGAAAGCCUUCUCCGGAUCAACAGCAGGGCCCAGGAGGAGCUACAGGCAAUCUGGACAAGUCAACUCCAGGUGAUCCUCAUAAUUCCCAGCACGAUCCAAACACGGCUGGAGCAGUAGCAGCACCAUCAGCAGCAGCAUCAGCUUGGUGGCUACAGCAACAGCCAGUGGAUCCAUCAACUGUCCCAGCGGCGCGAUUCAGGCAGCCACCACCUUACAGCUAUCCUCCGCCGCAGUUCCGGCCAGAGUUACGCCUCCCCACGUCAGUGAUCCGGCCGACGAGCAUUCCGCACGAGAAGUCGCCGUUUCUCGGUCGUCCGGAGGAGCACCACGGCGCGGGCUUGAUGAGCCAGGACGUGACGGACAAUGGCAACGCCAGGAUCAUCGGUUCUAAGAAAGCCGAAGGCAAAAGCUUUGUCGAGUGGCGACCGGAAAUGAGCCAGGCAGCGGCACUGCCGUCGAGCUCGCUGGUCUUAUCUCAUGGCUGGAAGAACCAAACAACGAGCUACUUCACUGGCUUGAACGCCAACUUCCGGCCAGACAUGAAUUUUCCUUUGCCGCAGCAGGGCUGGAAUCUUCCUUCCAGCAGUGUGGGACUCGGUCUCCACAACCCAGUUGCAACUGUAGGUGGUGGGGAGAACUUAUUCCUGGGACGUCCACCGGAGCAGACCCGAGUCAUCACUGUCGUCAUGGAGGGACGCUCCAUAGAUGGGAGGAUUUGCCUGAGUGACUACGAUGGCUAUGGCAGCUUCGCAGCGGCACUACGAUCGAUGUUCGGACCGGAGGAGGAAGCCUCCACAGCGGCGGCGGAGCAAGCUUGCAGCCUCUCUAACGCAAUCCCGCACCACAUUAUCGCGUACGAGGACGCCGAGGGUGACCUCCUCCUCGCCGGUGAUCUCUCCUGGAGGUGGUGCUCGCAUCUUUUACAGUUUCCUCCGCGAAAACACUGUGAAUGUCUCUCUUCCUGGUUUGGCUUUGCUUUGUCAAUUCCUGCUGCUUGAGUACGUGUAAGUCGCCACCUUUUUCGUGCUUUGCGAUUCUUUCCAGCUCUGCUGCUACUGUGCUUCGUUCUCACUCUGUCGUGUGGC
Molecule: messenger RNA, 2253 nt
Organism: Selaginella moellendorffii
Lineage: Eukaryota; Viridiplantae; Streptophyta; Lycopodiopsida; Selaginellales; Selaginellaceae
Exons: 3
Coding region: 886-2166 (426 amino acids)
Biological process (GO): regulation of DNA-templated transcription
Cellular component (GO): nucleus
Molecular function (GO): protein binding
Source: RefSeq, a predicted model, not a curated record